This is a messenger RNA of Ostrea edulis (European flat oyster), 1588 nucleotides long. Its product is annotated as 14-3-3 protein eta-like. The transcript has a single exon. Gene Ontology annotation, biological process: signal transduction. The record is from RefSeq and is a predicted model, not a curated record. Gene Ontology annotation, cellular component: cytoplasm. The coding region runs from base 435 to 1190 and encodes 251 amino acids. NCBI's taxonomy places the organism in Eukaryota, Metazoa, Mollusca, Bivalvia, Ostreida, Ostreidae.
AUACUUGACAUUCUAGCAUAAAUAAAUGCAUGGUCGUAAGCCGAUUUCCUGACUAGCCCCACCUAUGACUAAUUCGUAGUAAUAUAGCAUUGAGGCUUGAGUAUUGAGUUAGUGUAUUGCGAACACAUGCAUGCAUCCUCAUUUUAUUGAUUGUGCAUAUUGUAUUUACAACGACAGCAAGGAAUGGUAUGUUAGUGAACAUAUUGAAUGACCUACUUUCGUGAGAAGUGUAAAUUGUUGUAAAUACGUUUUUCACACUUGACGAGACACGUUUUGGAGAGCAGCCAUUUUGUUGACUUGUGCACCUAUAGAGCGGAAGCGUGAUACACUGCCCUCAACGGAUUAUUCCUGUUCGAGGAUACCGGUACACACUGUUUAAUAUUAUAUAUAUUAUCUUCGAACAAGAGAAGUGAUCAUUUGACUAUCAAACCAUCAUGGGCGACAGGGAAGAAUGUAUCGCGAACGCCAAACUAGCGGAGCAGGUUGAACGCUUCGACGACAUGGUUGAAAAAAUGAAGGUAGUUGCAACCGGUAGUGACCCUUUGAAUGAAGAGGAACGGAAUCUACUAUCAGUCGCGUACAAAAAUGUCGUUGGCACGCGAAGAUCCUCCUGGCGUGUUAUAUCAUCGUUGGAACAAAAGGCUAAGGAGAAGGGCGAGUCUGAGAAGAAACUACAACUGUGUGCGGAAUACAAACAGAACAUAGAGAAAGAAUUGAAUGAUCUUUGUGAUGAAGUUAUUAGCCUAUUGGAUAACCAUUUACUGCCCAAAGUGGGAGAUUCUGUAGAGCCCAAGAUAUUUUAUCUAAAAAUGAAAGGCGAUUACUUCCGGUACAAAGUUGAAAUUGCCACCGGGAAAGAGAGCGAGACAGCUUUGGCUACCAAGUCCGAGGAAGCAUACAAAUUGGCAUACGAUAUUGCUAAAGAAAGUCUGAACCCCACUAACCCCAUUAGGCUAGGUUUGGCGCUUAACUUUUCAGUCUACUACUACGAAAUUAAGAAAGAAUCUAGCACUGCAUGCGAAUUAGCCAAAAAUGCAUUCGACGAGGCCAUUGCCCAGCUUGACGCGGGAAAAGAAGACGACUACAAAGAUAGUACGUUAAUUUUACAACUUCUACGAGACAACCUAACACUCUGGUCGUCAGAACUGGAACAAGAGGCAGAAGACGCGGGCCCAGACGACGACCAAUAAUCUGUCGUCUGCUAUAUAUUGACUUAUCAGACAUACCGUAGAAUCUCGGUUCCACUUCUCUCCUUUUUUUUUUAAAUUUUGAAGAAAUAAAAUGCGGCUGCAUCAGUAUACCUGAAGAGACGGUGGGGUAUAAAGUAGAAAGAUGUGACUUAUACUAAUACUUGUAUCAUUCCCAUGGAUUCUGUUUUGGAAAGACGGUGGUGUAAACAGAGACACUCUGUAACAUGACAUUUUUGUUGGUGUUUUGUAAUAGAUGUAACAGUUGAUUGUUCACCUUGGGCUAAUGUUGCCAUUAAGAGCAAAAUAAUAAGAGAAAAGUAACUCACUAAAUUCAAUAUAUAUUAAGCUAGAUACACAUAUUUAUAUAUGUACGGAAUUAAAAGUCGGCUUAAAAUGCU